AUGUCUUCUAACCAACUAGUCAACGGUAAUGCAGGUUACUCAAAUGAUCCCGCAGAAAUUAAAGUACCGGUACCUUGGGGCCAUAUUAGUGGAAAAUGGUGGGGACUACGAAACGUCCAACCGGUGAUAGGUAUACACGGUUGGCAAGACAACAGCGGCACCUUCGACAAUUUGGCUCCAUUCCUCACGCAAAGAGGAAUUUCGUUUUUCUGCAUCGACCUUCCGGGUCACGGAUUCUCUUCUCCCAUACCCCAGGGAUUGGAGUACUACCUGUGGUGGGACGGCGUCCAUUUCCUGAGGAGGAUAGUCAAGCAUUUCGACUGGCACAACGUCACGAUAAUCGGUCAUUCGCUCGGAGGCGGUAUAGCCUUUUUGUACGCCUCCAUAUACCCGAACGAGGUUACCAAGUACGUCAGUAUCGAUAUAGCGAGUCCGAGCGUUAGGAACAUCAAAAAAAUGAUCGAUGCCGCCGGGCCCAGUAUCGACAAACUCUUCGAAUACGAAAAAAAGAGUUUGGACCUCAUGCCUUGCUACGAAUACGAUGAAAUGGUCGAUAUCAUGGUGCAGGCCCAUGCGGGCUCGGUAGACAGACAGGGCUGUGAAGUGUUACUGCGCAGAGGCAUGAAACCGGCUACACACAAAGAGGGUUGUUAUGUAUUUACCCGAGAUCCUAGAUUAAAAAUAGCUGCAUUAGGAUUCUUCACGUUGGACCAAGUGCUUCAGUUCGCCUGUAGGAUAAAGUGCGAGGUUCUUAAUAUUAAAGCCGAUGCUACUCUAAGAUUGGAUCAUCCCGAGAAUUACGAUCUCGUUUUGGACGAGAUUGAAAAAACGGCGAAGAGGUUAGAAAGGUGUAACGUCGAGGGUUCGCAUCACGUUCACUUGACCAAUGCCGCAUUAGUAGCACCUAUUAUAGCAAAUUUUUUGUUAGAUUGA
Messenger RNA from Psylliodes chrysocephalus, 933 nucleotides. Lineage: Eukaryota; Metazoa; Arthropoda; Insecta; Coleoptera; Chrysomelidae. The record is from the annotation of a GenBank genome assembly.